Messenger RNA from Anoplopoma fimbria (sablefish), 7756 nucleotides. Its product is annotated as bromodomain adjacent to zinc finger domain protein 2B. The record is from RefSeq and is a predicted model, not a curated record. Lineage: Eukaryota; Metazoa; Chordata; Actinopteri; Perciformes; Anoplopomatidae. Gene Ontology annotation, molecular function: DNA binding; protein binding.
UUUUUUUUUUUUUAGAGUACACCGUUUUUUUCGACGAUAAGGUGCAGAGCAGUGAUGUCACAGAACUGAGGACAGUCUCAUACAAAUAUGGAGUUCGGAGAGCGACUGGCCUCCCCGCCAUCAGCCCCGUCCUCCCUCCACAUGGCCUCGUCUUCAGCCAGCUCCUCCCCUGCUCCACCCAAGACCCCCUCCACAAAGUGCUGCCCGGCCCCGAGCCCUGCAGCCAGCUCCCCUCUCACCACCUGUGGCCAUCUGCUCCAGGUGACUGGUGAUGAAGGUUCAAAUAUUUCUGGCCGCUCCAAUGGUUUUCCUUUGGUCAGCCAUCCAGCUUUUGGGCUCUACACAUCAAGUUCAGGCCGCUCUGAGUUUGGAGGCCUUGGAAGUCUGGGUUUGUCCGCCUUAGCUGCUCACUCCCAGUUUGGUACAUUUCCAGAGUGGUGGCGGCCAUCUGAGGCGUAUACCAGUGGAGCAGCGUCCUUCUUCCCUCCUCUUCUAGGUCUGCAUCCCAUAUUUGCAUCAACCUUCAAAAACCACGAUCCCACUUACUUGCAGUCACGUACCUCAGUUUCUGUAGGCGUAAAUGGCACAGUGAAUGGUAGGAGUGCUGCUACUCCUACUGGGAACUCUGCUGUGAACACCAGUACAUUUCCAACAAAGGGAAACACUGAGAAAACAAAAGCCAACAGGAGUCUGAGUCAACAGAACAGCCAGGACCUUGGCCAACUGCACCAGAAGAUCACCCAGAAAACAAAAGAACAGAAACCCAACAAAAGACCACUAGAGACCUCCAGCAUGAGUGGCAGCCAAUCAGGAUCACUGUCGGAUAGCUCCUCCAGCGAUGGUGAGGAGAGCAGCAGUGAUCCCGAUGACAUGGAAGAGGACGAUGACAAUGAUGAAGAUGAGGAUGAUCAGAGCAAUGACAGUGGCGAGUCUUAUUCAGAAAAAGACAGUUCACUGAAAAGGAAAGCCAAGCGGCUGACACAGAACACUUCUGAGAGUAAAAAGAAGAGACCUUGCACUGCUGACGGAAAUUCAACUCAAGACAUUCAACGCGAAACUGUUCCUUUGACUUCCCCGUACUGCCUGCAUUCCGCUUCGCGUCUCGCUGGCCUGUCACAGUCCGCAGCGCUCUUCCUCCAGAGCUCCGGCACUGCAGAGGACGAAGGCCAGCAGCACAUCAGUGUGAUCCAGGCCACGGGGUCGGCAGCCGGCAACAGUCCCCGAGCACCGUCCCACAGGGAGGCCUCUCCACUUCCCUCCAGACCAACAAAGCUGCUGGCUUCACAAAAGCCGCCACAGAAACCCAAAUUCCUGAUGCCCUCUUUGAAGCACACCCAGCUGGCUGAUGGCAUGAAGGAUAGGAGUGGAAACCCUCCGGAUGAAAGAUCUUCACACUUGAAGAGUUUUAAAGUGAAACAGCCCCUCCACUCCAAGGACUCUGUGAAGCAAGCUUUCUCUCUGCGACCUAAGAGCCAGAACUGCAACGACACCAAUCUGUUCCUGAACCACCACCUCAAUGGAGUGAUCAACCAGGCAGUUCAGGACGCCCCUUUGGCCCUCAUCACUAAACCCCGCAGCCAGAGCAGCACCCCCAGUAGCAAGCCCCUCCUGGUAUCCACUAGCCCUCCCUAUCUCAUGCCCAUCAACCUGAGCACUUGCACUAAGGAGACGUCCGGCAGCUCUGCCCCCCCACUUAAAUCUUCAGCCUCGUCAGGUCUUGCUCACAGACCAAGGAAGACUAGCACUCCGAAGUCUCUGCACACAGGAAAGAGCCUCGCUAAAACCAGCUCAUCCUGUCCACCGGUAGACCUGGUCAGAGGCAGUGAGUCUGAUAUCCACAGCAGCAGGGACUCUGACGACUCCUUGGGAGAUGACUUUGAUGACGAUGAUGAAGACAAUGAAGAUGAUAUUGAGGAUGAAGAUUCUGGCAGUAGCCUGUCAGAGUCGGAGAGCAAUCUGGAUAGCGACUCUGAUGGCUCCGAGGAUGAUAUUAAGGAUCUCAGUGAGACAGAAGCAGACAGCGAUGCAGAAAGAUCUCCCCGGAAACAAUCUAAACCGUCCUUGUCUACUCAGAAGUCCUCCUUGAACCUCUCAGCCAACGACUCCGUGCUUAACCUGCAGAUCAUCAAACCUCGAAGUUUACCUAGUAGCCUGCUUACCCCCAAAACAGUGACCAGCUCAGGGGCACUGAGUAACCACAGCACCAUAUCGCCGUCCUUCAUGUUAUCCCAACAGCAAGGAUCGGGAAAGAGGAGGAGAGUAACUGAUGAGAGAGUUCUGCGGUUGCCUCUUGAGUUUGGGUGGCAGAGGGAGACCCGUAUCAGGGCUGUGGCGGGGCGUCUACAAGGAGAGGUCGCUUACUUUGCUCCAUGUGGGAAGAAGCUGCGUCAGUAUCCUGAUGUCAUGAAGUACUUACUUCGGAACGGAAUAACUGAAAUCUCACGAGACAAUUUCAGCUUCAGUACAAAAAUUCAUGUUGGUGACUUCUAUGAAGCCAGAGAAGGACCAGAGGGUUUACAGUGGUUCCUGCUGGCAGAGGAGGAGAUCGCUCCCAGUAUCAUAGCGAUGGAUGGGAGGCGCAGCCGUACACAGUCUGAUCGGCAGUCGAUAGGUGACAGCCAUGGAGCCAGGCAGUGGAAGUCCCAUUCUCUUAAUAUUGGUGAAAAUAACUUCCAACAUGUCAGUGAUGCGAAGCUGCUUCGCAAACUGGAGGCUCAAGAAAUAGCUCGACAGGCAGCUCAGAUCAAAAUGAUGAGGAAACUUGAGAAGCAGGCGAUGGCACAAGCAGCCAAAGAGGCAAGAAAGCAACAAGCAUUAAUGGCUGCAGAGGAGAGGAGGAAAAAAAGGGAGCAGAUGAAGAUAGUUAAACAGCAAGAGAAGAUCAAGCGCAUUCAGCAAAUUCGUAUGGAGAAAGAACUCCGUGCACAGCACAUUCUCGAGGCAAAAAGAAAGAAGAGAGAAGAAGCAGCCAAUGUUAAAAUAAUGGAAGCUGAUAAGCGAAACAAGGAGAAGGAGAUAAGAAGACUCCAAGCUGUGAUACUGAAGCACCAGGAGUUGGAGAGACAUAGACUAGAUAUGGUAUGGGAGAGGGAAAGACGCAAGCAGCACAUGAUGCUCACGAAGGCUGUGGAGGCCCGUAAGAAGGCAGAGGAGAAAGAGCGUCUGAAGAAAGAGAAGAAGGAUGAGAAACGGUUAAACAAGGAGAGGAAACUGGAGCUCAGAAGACAGGAACUUGAAAAAGCGAAGGAGCUGAAGAAACCAAACGAAGACAUGUGUUUAGCAGAUCAUAAGCCACUUCCAGAGUUGUCCCGGAUCCGUGGUCUGGUCUUGCCGGGUAGUACCUUCUCUGACUGCCUGAUGGUGCUGCAAUUUCUGCGCAGCUUUGGGAAGGUCCUGAGGCUAGACAUAAAUCCAAACACGCUCAACCUAAGUGACCUUCAAGAGGGGUUGCUCAACACUGGGGACAGUAUGGGCAAAGUGCAGGACCUGCUGGUGAGCAUGCUCUCUGCAGCUGUGUGUGAUCCCGGUAUACCUGCAGGUCACAAGAAUAAGACCGCCUUGGGGGACCACCUGACAAACGUGGGGAUCAACCGAGACAACGUGUCUGAGAUCCUGCAGAUCUACAUGGAGGGUCACUGUGAGCAGACGGAGCUGGCUGCUCUGGCCCUCAGCCUCAGGACCAAGGCCUUUCAGGCCCACCGGCCGGCACAGAAGGCCUCCAUGCUAGCAUUCCUAGUUAAUGAGCUCUGCUGUAGUAGAGCUGUGAUCAGUGAGAUCGAGAGAAACAUAGAUCACAUUACCAACCUGAGGAAGGAUAAGUGGGUUGUCGAGGGAAAACUUCGCAAACUGAGGAACAUCCAUGCCAAGAAGACAGGGAAAAGGGACAGCAGUGUGGGGGGAGAGGACAGCCACACCUUUGUCAUCCCCACUGCCAGAAACAAAAGCAAGAGGAAAGAAGGGGACAGUGAGGAGGAAGAGGACGAGGAAGACACCAGUGAAGACCAAGGAGAGGACGACGACGAUGAGGAAGAAGAAUCGGGGGGGAGGAAGGGGAAGAAAGCAGAGAUAUGUGAAGAGGAGGACGACAGUGUACACUCAGCCAGCAUGGAGGAGCUGGAGAAACAGAUAGAGAAAACAUACAAGCAACAAAGUCAGAUCAGACGGAAGUUAUUUGACUCGUCUCACUCACUGCGCUCCAUGACGGUCGGACAGGACCGCUACAAGAGACGUUACUGGGUCCUUCCACACUGUAGUGGCGUCUUUGUGGAGGGCAUGGAGAGCGUUGAAGGUUAUGAAGAGGCGGAGAAAGAGAGGAAUAGACAGAGAACUGCUGUGGUGGUCAGGGUCAAAGAAGAACAUCAGGAAGAGACAAAGAAUCCAGUGGUCUCCAGCCCAGCACAGAGCACAGACGGCUAUACAACCACACCAGAGGGCCAGCAGGACAAGGACAGCCUCAAUCUGUUCCUCCAGAAACCCGGCUCCUUCUCAAAGCUCAGCAAACUCCUAGAAGUAGCCAAAAUGGCUCGAGAUUCAGACAUCAAUUCUCACUACAGUCAUUCUGCUAAAGUCCCUUCCCCUGCGUCUUAUCCCUCAUAUGGUACCUCUCAGACAGCUACUAGUCAGCAGGGACUGAUAGAUAAAUCAGAUACUUCAGUGCUGUCACUGCUUAGUCCCCCCCAGCUCAUUAGUCCCUGGAUAAUCGGCGGCCCUCAGUCAAUCUUUCAUGACGACCAGCUCUCCAAGAUACUGAUGGAAAAGAGCAACCAGUGGUUUAGCCUCUUGCCUCGCUCUCCUUGUGACGAGUCCUCGUUCACCUCAGGCUCCAGCCCUCAAGCCUCGUCCUCUCCACUUCAGACCAUCAGCACCAAAUCCCCCUCCUCCCCCUCCCCUACUCCCCAAGCUACAGCCAGUUCCAGUGCUCCUGCUGGGAUCGAUAACAUGCAGCCUUCUGUCUCUCAGCAAGUCAAAUCCGGCAUUCAUCAAAGCAGGCUGACACGGUGCGACGUGUCCAGCGCAGAGACUAGCCCCAGCCUGCCCUCCUCUGGUGCUUCUCUACCCCCAAUGCUGGAUGUGGCCUCCCAACAUGCAGAGGGUCGUGGCGAAAAGGUCUUCUUCCUGGCAAAUGACAACUCUGUCAACAAGAGUGAGAUCCUAGAGCGACAGAGUGACAAGCCCGAGUGCGCCUCAUUCCCCGCUGUGGAAGUGGCCAAGACCCAGGACUACCCUAGUCCUCAGCCCAUCCCUGAGGAGAUGCUGUGUGGCUGGUGGAGGGUGGCAGACAUGGAGGAACUGCACAGUCUGGUCAAGGCCCUCCAUAGCCGAGGCAUCAGAGAGAAGGCCCUGCAGAAACAGAUCCAAAAACAUAUGGAGUUUACAAACCAGCUCUGUGCCAAUAACAAAGAUGCGAUUGAUGUGGCAGAGCUGGAGAAGGGGGAGUUGAGUGAGGAGACGGUGGAGAGUUGGUGUGUGGAGGAGCAGGCCAUGGAGGUGGACAUCAGCCUGCUGCAGCAAGUCGAGGGUCUGGAGAGGAAAGUCAUAUCUGCCGGCCUGCAGGUCAAGGGUUGGAUGAAUCCUGAGCCCCAGUCGGAGAGGGAGGAUCUGGUCUACCAUGAGCACAAGCUCUUCUCUUCCCCUGCUCCAGAAGAGAAAGGACAGAGAGAAACCAGCCAGGAGGAACACCCGUGCACCAUGGUGCGACAGCACGACAAUCCCCUUGAUAUAGCUGUCAUCAGGCUGGCAGAGCUGGAGAGGAACAUCGAGCGAAGUGAGGAGGAGGUGGCACCGGGGAUGAAGUUGUGGCGUAAAGCUCUCGGUGAAGUCCGCAGCUCGGCUCAGCUCUCACUCUGCCUUCAGCAGCUGCAGAAAUCCAUCGCCUGGGAACGAUCCAUCAUGAAAGUGCACUGCCAGCUCUGUCAAAAGGGUGAUAAUGAAGAACUGCUCUUACUCUGUGAUGGCUGUGACAAAGGCUGCCACACUUACUGCCAGAAACCCAAGAUCACUACAGUACCUGACGGCGACUGGUUUUGUCCCACUUGUGUAGCAAAGGGUAGUGGUCAAUCCCCCUGGAGUAGGAAGCAACAGAGCCGAACAGCUGGAGGAGGCAAGAAAGGCAGUGAGGUAAAACGAAACAGUAGGCCAUCUGUGGUAGGAGAGCUCAUCAAAGAAGAGGCUGCCAGCAGCAACAGCGUGCCAAAGAAAGGUACCAAGGAGUUGAAAAAGAGGAAAGGAGAUGACUGCCCCCCUGCCCAGGCCAGUCACGGCAGCCCUGUCUCCUGUGUGAAAAAAGCCAAAACGGCCAAAGACAACAACACAAAUGGGCUGACGAUGAGCCGAGUGCUGCUGGCUGAGCUGGAGGCCCAUCAGGACGCUUGGCCCUUCCUCACGCCCGUCAAUCAGAAAGCCGUCCCCGGAUACAGGAAGGUCAUCAGGAGGCCCAUGGACUUCUCCACCAUCAGGGAAAAGCUCACCAACAACCAGUACUUGAAUUUGGAAACCUUCAUCGUUGACGUGAACCUGGUUUUUGAUAACUGUGAAAAAUUUAACGAAGAUGAUUCCGAAAUAGGACGAGCCGGCCACAGCAUGAGGACAUUUUUUGACAAACGAUGGACUGAUCUGCUGGAGUAACCGUUCGCAGUGUGGACUUUCAAUGAAACUCUCUACAUAGCAAACUUCAUCUUUGGUGCUGGAGGCCUUCUCAUCACCUGAGACACUAAAUCAAUAAAUAAGUUAUAAUACCACUGACGUGCAAUGUGAUAGUCUCCUGCUGAGAAAACACACUUCAUGGAUUAAUAUCUUAAAGUGCAAUACUGUUCUCUUUAUCAGAAUGCACUGACUCUUGGGCUCAAUAUUGUAUUUGGGCCUUUCUACUUUGAGAUAUUUCAAAGUGGAUAGGCCUUUUGCUUCUUUUUUUAUCAUCAGUACUUUAGUUUAGUGUAUAUGUGUGUAUUUAUUUUCUCAAGUAUUUAUGUUACAGUCAGUCUUUUCUAAAAACAAAAAAGCAGAACAUGGCACACAGCUUUAAGAAAAAAAAAUCUAAAGAUUGUUUUAUGAGCUAUUGAACUAGCCAAUCAAAAAAAAAAAAAUUGUUUACAGCUCUUUGACUUUAGGGUGCCAGCAGUGCUACUGUUAAUCUGUGAGUUCAUUGUGUAAAAUACCAGGAGGUAUUACUAUCACUAUUUCAAGUCCUAUUUCUAACAUGUAUAGUGUACAUACAGUACAGUCUUGUUAACAUAUUGUUAAUGCAUAAGGAUGAUUGUAGCAAUUCAUAUGUCUUAUACUGUGCUCUGCCUGUACUGAAUAUCCACUCAAACACUGGUCUCCUCAGUAUUGUAGUGCCUGACCUCUGACCUCUAAACAGUGUGUGGAGGAGUGCGCUUUUUUCUAUCUCCUGUGUGUGUACUGUUUUUGUGUCCUGCACAAUAUACUGUAGGAAACCCUUACACAAAAUGUAAUAUUCUGUAGAGCUUCUCCUCUGAAAACAGUCAAUGUGGUGCAUAUAGUGUGAUUCAUUUCCAAGCGUUUCCUUCAACCAGUCUUGUCAGACAUCUGGUGGACUGACGUAAAAACCUGCGGUGGGCUUGAAUCCAGCUGUGAGUCACAGUGUCACGGUCCAGUGGAGACAUCUCAAGACAGCUGAAGUCAGAAGACUUGAAGUAACUGUAUUUUAUUAUGAAUAUUGUGAAAUGAGUAGCGACUUUUGUGGGAAUAUUAUUUUUGAAUAGUGAGUGUGACACAGAUCAAAUAAACCUGUUUUUCA